Molecule: messenger RNA, 3611 nt
Organism: Amorphotheca resinae ATCC 22711
Lineage: Eukaryota; Fungi; Ascomycota; Leotiomycetes; Helotiales; Amorphothecaceae
Exons: 3
Coding region: 204-3314 (1036 amino acids)
Biological process (GO): Golgi to plasma membrane transport; exocytosis
Cellular component (GO): exocyst
Source: RefSeq, a predicted model, not a curated record
AAAUACCUUACGCGAGUUAUCCGGAGGCUCUGCAGAGCGGCACUUGCCGAAGUCGAAGUGGGACGUCUAGGGACAUUCAUAUGCUCACCACGACGACGACCAUCGAUCUUCGAAGGCAGAAGAGGUGAUGGAUCUUGAACGGCACACACUCUGACAUCACGACAUCAUUGAUGCUUGUCUGAACUGGCAGACGACUCUUUAAAAUGACAGAUUACGAGCGAACCAUAUUGGAACAUUACAAACUGCCAACUCCAUAUCCUGUAGAAUGGCCUGCCGAAAAGGAUCUAAGUGAUGGUUCGGAUGCAGAUGACGACGACAACUCGAGAGCCCUGCGUUUGCAGGAGAUGAAAAAGCGCAGAUCCAGGUUUUCUGCCUUGGAACGGGUUGCCAGUGACAGACGAAGUCUUGUCCCAGGAUCACAAAAGACUGACAAUGGGAUGGAGAACAUGGUGCAGAGAGAUGAACCUGAUCCUCUAGGUUCUACUGAUAGUGUUGUUAGAGUCCUAAGACAGCUGGGCCUGCCAAUACAAGAGGAUCCAGUACUACGUAAUAGAUUCCUCUUGUCCUCUACGACAUUUUCUCCGUCCCUAUUCCUCUCCCAAGUCCACGCGAAUGCAUCUACGCAGGACCUCCUUCAAGGCCUGGAUGUACUGUCAAGAUCCAUUGAUCAGAAGUCCGCUUCGUUGAAGGUCUUGGUGGAAUCAAAUUUCGAGCGCUUCGUUCGCGCCAAACAGACCAUCGACAAUGUAUAUAGGGAGAUGAAAUACCGGGGAGCAGAACCUCCUGCUGCUCGAAAUCGGCCUCAUUCUCGCCGUACCAGCAGGAACAGCUUCCGAGCGAGUCAGGGUAAUCAAGUCGCUAUGGCGAAUCCUGCUUUGGAUAACAGAAAAAAGAACGCUUUGACAAAAGAAAGCGAAUAUGGAGUUUUGGGAAUUAAGACCCCUCUCCUCGAUGUCUCUGCGAAGGCCGAAGAAGUCUGGGGACCCGCAUUAGGAGGGCGGGAAAAAGAGGAUAGUCUAAAAGCUAUGUCUACGACUGUCGAACGAUACAAGGAAUUCUACGAAUGUAGCGGAGCAGUAACUGACGCCAUCAAACGAAAAGACUAUGAGACACUCGUGGAGGAAUAUGCAAAGGCGAGGCGCUUUGCAGAUGAUGCAAAGAAACUCACGGAAGAUUUGGGAACUUCCUCUCCGACUGACUCUCAAAUUCGCAAAAUUCUACUGGCGGCACGUCUAUGGCAUGAUGUUGAGGAGCAAAUUGAAGACUUCAAGCGUGAUAUCUGGCGGAGGCUUAUUGCAACGCAAAACGUUUCCCUGAAGCCAGAGGGGAGCAUUGGUAACCCACCAGACCAGCAUAUGGAACUCAUCGGUAUACUUCUCGAGUUGGGAGUAACGGACAACCCAAUCUGGGUCUGGUUGCUCAGCCGUUAUGACCAUUUGAAGAAUAAAAUCCAAAUGACCUCAGAUCGUUCCAAGAUGGAAAUCGAGAUAAUACGACGCCGGUUAGCAUAUAGCGAGAGACCAUCGCCUCAGACAAUAGCUUCUCAUUUACGGUCACUAAGUCGACAUACGGCGGAUGAGAAACCUGCUUCUGUGGAUUCCGCUGAGGUCAUCGAGCUCUGGGAGAAGAUGAAUUCUUUCAUUAGCGGUAUGCUUUCGCCCCAAGGGAUCCUUGGAGAAGUAUUGGAAUUCUGGCAAACCGUGCAGAGCUUCAUAGACGGACAAGCACAGAAGGCUUUGCCGGUGGGGAUAAACGGGGAGUCUCAACGACAUCAUAGACUUUCGAGUCAAGGCACAGCCGACUUGCAGAAAGGCACAGUUGAGCUAAUAGACAUGAUCCGGGAGAGUAUAUUUCAAUUCUUUGCUGAUCCCCCAAUCGACGAUAUCUCUGCCUUAUUUUCGCCAUUAUUUAGUCCGAAGGCCCCAAAGACCCCAGGCACUGCACAAUUCACACCUACCUCGUUUCGGGGGUUUAAUAUUGACCCCAGUAACCUUCCACCUCCUUCUCCAAAACGAGGCGAGGCGUGGGAGAAAUUCGCUUUUUGGCCGCCAUGGUCCAACUCGCUCAGUGGAGUACACUAUCUAGCAAAGUUUCUUGCAUUGGUUGGAACUGGUGCCAGUGAGAUGGCCGCGGUUGGUCCCGUGGGCAACGGGGAUGGGCAAAUUUUAGAACGGCUGAGGACCCUUGUUGGCAGCGCAAGAGAAAGAUGUGUCACAGCAAUAUGUGCAGCUUGGAAUAGGGAUGCUGAGAACAUUAAGGUUUUGGAGGAUUGGAGACGAUCACCCGAAAAGCGUGAUCUCACCCGAAUCCCUUCUUAUUUUGGCGCUUUUGAAGGAACCAUUUUGACGGGAAUGCAAAAGAUUCUCUACAUGUCCGACGCGAUGAUAAAGCCAGAUUCCGUUGAUGUCGUCCUUCCGCCGCCAGCAAAGUUACUGCAAAUGGUUCGGAGCCAGUUUGUGACGACUCUAUACAAAGCUCUGAGUGGAAUGGUCGAAAACGCAGAGAAGACUGUCAAGAAGGAGGAAGAUGACUGGACAACAGAUGCUGAUGGUCUCGCUAGUCCUGUUGCAAUGAUCAUGGCAACUAGUAUUGGCGCUGGGACCGUCAACGCCGGCGAUAGAAAUGUUCGCAUGCUCCUAACACUAAGCAAUCUCCAAGCCCUGCGAGUAGACGUAGUUCCCAACUUAACCACCCAAUUCGAGAACGCCUUCUCGGUCAAACUUACCGAAGAAGCGAAAACUAUUCGCGAUGUGCUAGGCCAAAUAGACGCCCGGCUUUUCCAAUCCUACACCCGCCCCGCCGUGCAAACAAUCCAAAGCAUAAUCCGGAACGGCAUAUCCGACCCGAACUGGGCGCCGGGCCCGAACGAAAAGCCCAAAGAAGCCCGCCCUUACGUUUAUGAAAUCCUUCUCUCUCUUGUCCUAGUCCACACGCAAGUAUCCACCACCGCCUCGGUCCUCACUUCCCAAGUACUCUCUUACCUCCUCGAACAAGUCUCGCGGGAACUGCUCGAAGCUUUCAAGCAGCGCCAGCGCUACACGCUCCCCUCUCUCAUGCAAGCGACGCUGGACGUCGAGUUCGUAGCGCAGACAUUGAGCCAAUACACCACAGACCGAGCGAGCGAGAUGCAGAGCCAGAUCUACCAGGAGCUCGACAAAGGUACAGACAACGAUGCGCGCACGAAGCUACAGAACGAGUUGCCGGAGAUGAGAGCGGCGCUCAAGAAGUUGAGGGAGAGGAGUCGCAGCGAGUUCGCUUGCUUUAAGAAGGCUAGGUCGAGGGGGGAGCGUACCCCCGGUGCUACGCCUGUUUAGGCUCCGAGUGCUGAUCGAGCGUCACUGGAGCAUGGGAAGGAAUGGGAAGAGGAAUCGUGUUAGAUGUGUGGAAUAAAUUUCUGCUUUUAAUCACUCGAGGAUCUUGAAUCUUGAACUUUCAUGACUGACUGGCUGGUGGAUGUAAUUUGAGAUUGUACGAUGUUAAGUUGUUUAUGAUGCAGUUGAGCAGGAUGGAUAGUGUAUCCUAGCUAGAUAAUCGAGAAUAGGGGAAGAGAGGAUAGCAAUUUAGCAUCUUAUAAUAGCAUACGAUGACUUCACAGAUAAUGGGAGCUAGGC